AUUACGCAUCGUAAGGUAAACAAUAAUACAUGCAAUGAAACAUUUCUUCUUUAGCGAUGUAUCCAAUAAAAAUGCUUAGAGUGUUGCGGACAGAUGACCUCCUAAACCUAGAGCGGAGUUGGGCUGAGUUGGGCAUGGCUUCGCUUCUUUUGCGUUAUACUGGCAACACUUCCAAACUUAUUAAUCAUUAAUGACCGACUGCUCUUAGGUUUGCGGAACCGCAGGUCUGCUUCCUCUUCCAACUUAUCUCCGAAUUCUGCGGAAAGUUGGGAAAUGAAAAAAAUCAUGUCUCCUCUCAUGGCCGGUAAAGGGAGCUCCUCGGAACUAACCAAGCACACCGUUGUGACAUCUUCUACUGAGGUUGGCGCGACUAGUCCCAUAAUUACUCGUACUACAAGCCAUUUAGAUACCAAAUCAACACCUAUUCAAGUCACUCAUGCCAUGGAAACAGCUAGGAAAGUAAGGUCUAGGAUCGUGCACGAGUUUGGAGACGUUGAGGAUGUGCACCUCGAGCGAAUUAAUCUGCAGUAUUAUAUAAAAUACAUUGCUGAUCGGCGUAGGACACAUAUACCCAAGCGGGGAAGUCAGUGGGAUCAAGUGCUAAAGGAGGCUGAAUUCUUUGGCCUUCAAAUCGACGAGUUCACUUUGGCUGUUGAAGACUUCAUUGUCGAUAGUACGACAGUACGAGAUACCGCAUUGGCAAGCUGCUAUCUUCUACUCGAGCUUGGCUGCGACCAAGCGCAAGCUUUGGAACCAACUUUCAAUACCCUAUACGAACUUGGACAGCUUCUUGCAAACACACUUGAACUUCGGUCCCUAUUCACCCUGAGUGAUGGAAUCGCGAAUUCUUUAGGCGAAAUUGUCGUGUGCCUUGUGCGUCUUCUUGGUGAUAUAACAGUCUUUUAUCACCAGCGGGUUAGUCGACUCUCCCAAACAUCUAGGACUAUCCAGUUCGAUCUUGAAUUUGGAAACCAAUUAGAAGAAAUAUGUUCCAAGAGGGUACAGCUUAUCAACACGAUAUGGAGCUAUAAGCUAGGAAGUGCUCACACAGGGAACGAUGUCGCGUUACUCCAUCGAGACUUGGGCUCGACCCGAGCUCAUAUAAAGUCAUACCUCUAUGGCCGCAUCCAAGAAAAGAAACGCCGCACGGAAGGAACAUGUGAAUGGCUCGAGGAUGAUCUUUUCGACUUCCUUGAAAAUGGCGAGAAAAUUCUCGCCGUCACGGGUAUUGCCGGAUGUGGAAAGAGUAUGCUGGCGGGUUGGGUACGCGAUCAAUUGGAGAGACCAAUUGGCUAUUCGAAACAAAAGCAUAGGACAAUAUCGUUUCAAUUCGCCAUCGACCACAAGGAGAAGUCAACUAUCAUAGCCUUCCUGAAGAGCGUGCUAUCCCAGUUACUUGAGAUUAGCAUUGGCGAUAGCAAUCUUUUCAACAACCUUUCCUCCGCCGUGAAGAAAUUUGGAGAGGAUAAUAACAAGGAAGAAUUCACUAAUCAAAUGUGGGCUUUGCUCGAUAAUGGAUUCGCCACAGUCAAUAGUAAGCGAGUGAACCUCACGCUCAUUAUUGAUGGGCUAGAUGGACUAGUUGGAGGAGACACGGCAGGCCUUGAGCUAUUUCGGCGAAUCCACCAAAGUGUCAAGAAACUGGAAAGUAUUCGCGCCAUAAUAUUCUCGCGUCCUAGUUCACACAUUGGCCAACUCGAUCAACCCGAUGUCAGACACGUCGUGAUCACCCCUGAACAAGUCCAUGAUGACAUACAACUCUAUUUGAAACUUGGUCUUUCCCAACACAAGGAAUAUACGUCUCAAAGUAUCCCAAAGCCAGAGGAACUCCUAGACGAAUUGGUGUCUCGGGCGAAAGAGUCCUUCCUCUUCGCAUACUUGUCGCUCCAGUUGCUAGCCACCGGUACCAGCUUAGACUCGUUCUCUAAGUUCAUUCAUGCCAUCAACCCAGAACUGAACAAUAAUCACGAAAGCCUCCUCAAAGAGCUCACCAACAAGAUCAACUUGAAAGACGAAAAUGCCAAUCGUCUCUUAACCUUCAUGAUAGUCACCGAGCGACCGUUCGAAAUAGGAGAAGUGGAAGAUUUGUUGAGUAUCGAUCUUUCAAAACGGACCAGUUCAUCAAAUGUUGAUGUACGCAGCAUGAUAUCUGCCACUGGGGGAUUACUCAUUGAGAAUCAAGGGGCCAUUUGCUUCAAGCACCCCAUCGUCCGAAGUUACAUCACCCAGCUUUGCGGCUCAUCACUCAUAUCUCUCAAAGAUGCCCACUGCUUGCUGACAAUGACACUUCUAUUACAUGCAAAAAUAGCUCUUAUGCAGACCUGUGGCCCAUCUAUUGACAUGGUAAAGAGAACGACCAUUGACCAAGUGUACAGGUCCUGUCCCCUGGUCAAAUUCACCGUGAAAUAUUGGGUCGCUCAUCUCCAACGGUCAUCAUUUACCAAUGCAAAGGGGGACCUAGAGCUAUCGGAGGACUUUAAAGGUAUCUUUCCAGAUUCUAUCCUUCUUGUUAUGCUGGAAUGGUCUAGCUGGCAGACUCAGCAUGCCGCUUCUGCUCUCGACCUACACAACUUGGCAUUGAAAGUACGCACCACUUGCUUUGGAGAAAAUAAUCGCACUGUGCUGCAGAACCUUAUAAUCAUCGGUACCAUCUAUCGGACGCAGUCGGAUGCGGCCAAAGCUGCGGACAUAUUCUAUCGUGCUUCAUCUGUCGGCCAGGCGGUUAUGUCCAAGUUCGACCCGCUGGUAAUUACCUGUACUUCGAUCUUCUUAACCUGUACCGAGGAAGUUACCUAUUCGGAGAGAACUACAAGUGCCAUCUAUCGCGAAGAGAUGCUUCACUUCUACAUUGAGGUUUGCAAGAGACAGUAUGGCGCUAACUCGGACCAAGUCAUUCGAUGGUACGAAGCACUAAUUAAGCUCUACCGUGAUAUAUGCGAAGAGCAUACGGCAGCUGUCAUUCUUGGAGAACUCCACGGGAUAAUCACCAUCCGUUUUGGGAGCGGCUCGGCUAAAGAACGAGAAAUAACUAGAAAGCUCAUUGGAAUACAGGUAGUGCUCAAAAGGGGAAAGACCCGAGGAUCCAAGAGUCAAGACGACGAGCUACUCUUCAAAAUUAGCGAAGACUUGGAGCUGACUGAUGAACGACGAAUCAAUAUCAUUCUUAACAUGGCUGAAACCUAUGAGUCGCAGGAGAAGUUCACAUAUGCUGAAAGACUUUACAUUGUUCUCUGGAGUCGCAUAUGCAAAGCUUGUCACCAAAAUGCUACCGUUGAGCUGCAAGUUGUUCAGCUUAAUAUUGCUCUCGAAUACAUCCACUUUCUAUGUCGUCGUAAACGCGAGAGUGAAGCGUGCAACAUAAUGGUUUGCAUCUGGGCUGAGUAUGAGCACUGUUUGUUUGCAUCAGAUAUCAUUGUUCAGCGCCUCAAGGAGCUCUCCAUUUUGUUCAAACAAUUCGGCUUGCUUGCAGUGUCCAUGUCUAUACUCAAGAAAGCCUGGGAAUGGUUUAAAGAGCACAAAAUGACUGAGUCGAAAGAAGCUUCCGAGACAUCCAUUACCAUUACCGAAGUUGUCGAGAAAAUAACAGAGACUACCACAGCUACCACUACUACGACGACAGAGGCGGAGACUGUAAUGCGGGAAAUCUAUAAGACCACCUACACAAGAGCGAGCUCAGACAAAGUGGAUCAUCUCUUUUUCAAAGCAUGUUUGGCUCUGGUUGGCCUUCAUAUGAGACAUGAAAACUGGUAUGAAGCAGAGCUUGUGUUACAGAAUUCCUUGGAACUGGUAUGGAAAGGAGUUCUUACAGUCGAUGAGAAGAUUACUCUAGAAGGCGACUUCAUAUCAGAAACCGUCUUGACUGCAACACGCCUAGCUCUCUUCUACCAUCGACAGAGGAAGUUCGAUAAAGCUGAACAAAUUUACCUUCGUGUAUGGAGGGCAUGCUUUAACUCACUCAAAGCCGAUCACGUCGUUCUUACCGAUGUGACUUCAGAGUUACUCUCCUUCUACAGGAAGUAUCAUCGUUACGGGGAGGUCAUCGAAAUACACAGGCAGCUUCUCGAGCGCUAUCGCAAGAAUUUGGGCGAUACUCACGAACUCACCAUUCAGACGCUGUACCAAUCAGCCUCCGUCUAUCAGCUCCUCGGACGUAAGGAGGCGUAUGAUUAUUACGCCGAGAUAAUAACAUUGUACACUCACGAUAGGUUUUGCCAUCGUAGUUACAACAUAGCGGGUAACCUGCUUAGAUUCUGCCGAGAAGAGAACCGAUGGACAGAUUUGAAAAAGCUCUGUGAAGUACUAUGGGAGACAGUCACCAAACAUCAUCAUGAAUUCAAAAUAUCGGAAGAAUUUAUUCAGCUGGUGUACGAGCAGUACCUUUACGUACUCGAAUUUUAUGAGAAAAUGGAAUUCUCAGUCCUCCGCAAGCGUACUGUUGAGUAUCUCGAAACGGUAAAGGCUGUUUUUGGCGUUUCGGUCGCCAUUUACCCCACAGCAUUGAUCGCUCUCGCGGAGGUGUGCGAGAAGAGUCAAGAACAUCAUAUGGAAUCCGUUGAAACAUACGAGAAAGUCAUAACAAAGACGGAGAAUAUCACAACAGUGACGGAGACUCAAGUUCGUACAAUUAAGAAACGUCUGUCUACGCUCUACGUUACUAUAGUUACCAGCGGCAAAAAUACCGAAACAUCGACUGUAGAGAGGGCCAUUGCGGUAUGUUCGGAAACUUACGAACAGUUCAAAAUUCAGUUUGGCUGGUGGCACGAGACGACCCUUCUGAAACUCAAGGAGCUGGUAUUAUUGUACAGCAAGCUCAAUAACGACAAUGCUCGUGCUACGAUAGUGAACUUAUUGCAAGAGAACAUCAUCAAGGUCCUUUCUACGGCUACAGUUGCAAUGGACCUUUACGAGGCUGCGAUAACCCUCGCCUCUAUCUACAAGGUCGUAAAGCUCGAACGGGAAGGCCACGAAUUGCUCCGACAACUACGUAUAUUGAUACUCUUCCCAGGCUUCGACAUCGCCGAACAGAAUAUUACCAUAAAACUCGACAUAAAGCCAACCAGGGUAACCCUAGUGUUCCUCAUUGCUCUCGAAGAGGGUCUCCACCAAGCAGACGGGAAACUUGGUCCCAAUCAUUUCUCCCAGCUUAUGGCCGAUCUAUUAUUGGAGACUCUGCUCUACGAACAAUAUGUCUCUGCAACCACUGGAAUGGGAGAAAAGACAAGCAUCGAGAUCAUACUGGGGCAUGGUGCUCGACUCCGUAGUCUCUGGGUUACCCUCGGCCGAGAGAGCUUUGUCACCGUACUUGACAAAAAGCUAUUCGCUGCCUUUAAGGAGCAGUAUGCCAAGAUACUAGACUCCUACAGUAACGACAGGAACGUAGUCUUCGAACUCUACAUAGCGCUACUUACGGAAAUUGGCGACAAAACUGCGACUGAACGCACCACGGUCGAUUUCGCCAUGGCUACUGUUAAGGCCAUCAAUGCGUUGGUGCGGAAGUUGAUGGCCGAACCCAAGGAGUACCCGCAUGCGCAUGCCGUUGCGAAAUGUGGCUUCGAUUUCGCCAGUUCGCAGGAUUUCUACCAGGACCCGAGUCGUGGAGUCUUUGGUUACAGACUCGCCGAGAUGCUUGCCGGGCACGGGGUUCCGAGUUGGGAGACGGCAGACAGUAAAAAGAAGGAAUCCAUGCUGGCUAUGAGCCGCAACGUAUUACAAACUGUAUUUGAUGCAUUCUGCAAAGCUGGCGUCGACGUUGUCAGCUUGCGCCGUGAGGACUUGUCGAGUCUUAUCAACUUGUUAGCAGACCAGAAGAAUUACAGCAUGUUAGAGACUCUUCUUGCUAAGCUAUGGCGUUCGCGCAAGUUUCAGCGCGACUGGUCGCCAGCCUUCAUCUUACACAUCGGACAGCUGCUCCUCGACGCGCGAGUUUUGGCUUCGCAUACCGAUAGCGCUAUUAAAUUAGCUAAGAAAUUAUACUAUAAUGUGCGGCAGUCACACGAUAGCGUUGAUCGGCAGGCGCUGAAUCUCGCCAAUAAGCUCUCAGUCUUACUCGCCCAAGCCGGCCUCACCCGCAAUACUGGACGUAUCCACAUCGAGGUGCUGCACGAUCUAAUUGAGCACAGCAUCGCGGCGGGAACCGACCCUAAGGAGAAGGAGCGCCUACAUGCCGCCGCAGACUUGCAUCUUGACGGUCUCCGCCGUUGCGGCUGGGCUCCACGGUCUUGGUAUAUCCGUACGGCGACGGAGCUGCACACCAAGCUCGGACGCAGAUACGGCGGCCUAACGGUGCCGCCGGUCGAGAAAUGGGGCGAUGCUAAAAAGGAGAAGGAGAAGGAGUUGAAGUAUCCGGGCCCGACGACGUGGAGCCUCGAUGUCGAAAAGGAGACUACUGGAAGGGAUUUGGUUUCUCCUGCUAAGGCGCGUUAGGAUUACUCCACGCGAGCUAUUCAAUAAGUCAUCACAUCACGUAAGGUGGUGAGGAUCCGAUAUAUGAAAAAAAAAAAAAAAAAAAAAAAGCAUGGGCUGUAUGAUUGAGCGGAAAAUCAGGUGAGGUUAAAAGAAAUACGUGCCUAGCGCAAGGCAUGGAAGUUAACGAUUUAUGAUAUAUUAUGUCUUUAUUAUGAGGUUCACUUGUUGCUCAAUUAUCUAUCGGCGGCUUUCUGGUUUGGCGUUAUUAGUCUGUAUCAAGUUUAAGAGAUGUCUUUUUAAUAGAUACCUAACCUGAGUUGUUCAUGUAACUGCCAUACCUUCUUAAUGCCCAAUGUCGAAAUACGGAUGUCUGGAGAUACUGCUUCCCCUUUAUAUCUUUACUUCUCUUACGUGGUAACUAAAGCUGCCUCGUACCACUCAUGUUUAUAAGCAAAAACAC
Messenger RNA from Daldinia caldariorum, 6865 nucleotides. RefSeq lists its product as uncharacterized. The record is from RefSeq and is a predicted model, not a curated record. The coding region runs from base 274 to 6423 and encodes 2049 amino acids. Lineage: Eukaryota; Fungi; Ascomycota; Sordariomycetes; Xylariales; Hypoxylaceae. Gene Ontology annotation, molecular function: ATP hydrolysis activity; protein binding. The transcript has 5 exons.